Molecule: messenger RNA, 473 nt
Organism: Caretta caretta (loggerhead turtle)
Lineage: Eukaryota; Metazoa; Chordata; Testudines; Cheloniidae
Source: RefSeq, a predicted model, not a curated record
AUGCCAACGCCGCUGCAGGGCCGGGGCUGCAGCCCGCAGGUCUCCGCGGACGAGCGCGUCAGCACCCUGAAGCAUCUGGUCUUGGAGAAGUUGAAUGUCCCAGUCUCUCAGCAGCGGCUGCUUUUCAAGGGCAAAGCCCUGGCAGAUGAGCACCGGCUCUCAGACUAUUCCAUCGGCCCUGAGUCCAAGCUGAACCUGGUGAUCAAGCCACCGGAGAAGGCUUCCCCCGAGGACCCGGGGCACAGGGGACCCCCGCCACCAUUCCCGACCAUCUGGCACCCGCUGGGCCAGGUCCUGGCUCGGCACUUCAGCACAGCUGACGCGGAGAAGGUGCUGGAGCAGCUGCAGAAGGAUUAUGGGCGGAGCCUUCGUCUGCUGAGCCUGGAUGACAUUGAGCGGCUGGCCACGCGGCUGCUGCAGCCAGAGGUGGCUGAUGCAGUGGAGAUGGGAUUCCUGGACUAGCACCCAGACAG